Messenger RNA from Pocillopora damicornis (cauliflower coral), 992 nucleotides. Its product is annotated as leucine-rich repeat- and IQ domain-containing protein 1. Gene Ontology annotation, molecular function: protein binding. The record is from RefSeq and is a predicted model, not a curated record. Lineage: Eukaryota; Metazoa; Cnidaria; Anthozoa; Scleractinia; Pocilloporidae.
AGUAGAGAAAGAUGUUAAACAGAAAGAGAUUAAUAGACCGUUCUAUGGCAUGUCACGCGACGCUUCACUCAUUUGCUCUCUUCCCCCGCUGCUAAAGUGUUGCGUGACAUCAAAGGCAGCAGUCGAUCGUGGAGAGCGUUAGGAAUGCUGUUGAUGAAAGUGACUGACGUUUUAAUAAUCACAGAAAAGACAUCAUCAAAGUCUCAUCAAAGUUAUCAACCGGAAACAGUUCUUCACAGGACUUCGUUGUACCACACAGGCAAGCGCACGAACAAUCGCUUUUGGAACUCUUGAUUCACUAUUUUUCUAGGUAUAAAACGACAAAAAAUUAGUUUACACAUGAAGAAGGUCGUAGUUUCUUCAAUACAAUUGUUAUUUUUUUUUACGUUAUCGAGACGAAUCUUUUUGGCGCCACAACCGUACGUUACCCCUCCCAAUCCUCUCCCGACCAAUAUCGAUCGUUGUUAGAUCUGGUAGUAAAAAUUUGGAGCCAGCGAGGAUUUCAGCGGGGAUAGUGAAGAAGGAUAAGGGAUGUCAUGUAACUCAAAUGCAAUGGUAGCUACGGCGAUGUUUUGAUAUGAACGAAAGAUUGUUCUACGAGAAAAAAAGAGCGAAGUAAUGAUGUGUCUUGUUCAGAGAGGAUGACUUGCAUCUUAGAUGACGAUGAAGUAGACAUUGAAGCUGAAAUUCAGCGGGAACUCGACGCCCUUGAAGAUGACAGUUUGCAUAUCGAAGAUGUUGAAGAUGAGACAUCAACUUUGGAAACAGACGAGUCUCAAGGGGAAGACUUUCCAGACUCCAUCCAGGAAUAUCUGCUACUUCUUCAAUCACGGACACAGAAUGCUGAAGAAGAAGUGAAGGAAUGUGAGAUAAUCUUGGAGAAGUUACCUCUUGGGAGUUCAGUGAAAGAAGAUGAAGCUUUGCUCUCGCAGAGAAUAAAGGAAGAACUUGGUGAUGAUUAUUCUGAAAAUCCUCUUGUCAUUAGAGAUAGG